GGGUGAAGCUGAGUGACCUUGGUUGUUUGUGCUUGCUAUGGCGGCGCUGGUGAGGAUUAGCUCCGUGUGUAACAGAGGAUUCAGGCCUCUGUUACUCCCCAGUUCUUCUCUUGUCAGACCUGUGACGGCACUUAAAAAGGACCAGGAUCAUCCAUAUGUGUUCAGUGCUAAGAUCCAUGCAACACCAUCUCAUUAUGCAGGUUCUGCGUCCAAUGCUGCCUCCCGGCACUGGACAGGAGAGCGGGCAGUGAGUGUAGCCCUUUUAGGCUUGGGCCCUAUCGCCUAUUUCUACCCCGGCGCGGCCAUGGACUACUCUCUCGCUGCAGCACUUACUCUGCAUGGUCACUGGGGUUUGGGCCAGGCUGUGACGGACUACGUUCACGGAGACGCGAAGGUCAAGGCAGCCAAAGCCGGCCUCUUCCUUCUGUCCACCGUCACCUUUGCGGGUCUCUGCUACUUCAAUUACCAUGAUGUAGGGAUUUGUAAAGCAGUGGCUCUGCUCUGGAGUAAAUAGACGGACUGUCAUCAAGGGUCGGGAAAGUGGUUCGGCUCCUGGAGCCGUCCAUGUCGUUGCCCAGCUGAUUGUACACACGUGUUGGUUCAAUGUAAAUUCUAUAAAUAUAUAAUGUUGACACAAUGAUUUGUGUUUAUUAUUGCUGACGAUUCAUUGGGAUCUCUGUUCCUGCAUAAUUUAUGACUGCAUAUAUGCAGGGCUGAUUACAGGAUGUUUAUAUUCUUCAUUUGGAUCAUUAUUAACAAGUCAUGACUUGUACGGUUAUAUGGUUCUAAUAAUGCUCAACAACCACCUUUUUUUGUGUCUGAAAAGGUUAGCUUAUUUGCAGGCAUUUUAACCAGCACCAGCCUUAAUUAUUCAAUUAUUUCCAUCCUUUUAUUGCAAGGUCAAUAUCAGUAUUUUGCAUGGUCUUUGUUCAGUUCAGCAUUUAUCAUUUUUCAUGUUAUGCAUGCAUGUACGGCCUUAACUCUGCCUCAUCUUACCAAAUGUUAUGUAUAAAUAAGGUAUCAUUAUUUUGCAGUAUAAUGGCAACACCUUGUAAUCUGCCCCCUGUGCUUAUGUGUGUGUUGGAUUAUUUUUUCUACAUGCAGUUAACACAUUUAAAUCCUAUUGAUCAAAGUGAUCGAAGCGGUGCACUUAAUCCCAGCUUACUCGGCCCUAAUUUGGGUUUUAAAUGAAAUGAAAAGCUUUGUUCUCUGUUCAGAUGAAUUAGAAUGAUUUUUAGAAGGAAAACAGGAUGUUCUUUGUGUGCCACAGUGUCACUCAGUGUUAAACGCACAAGAUGGUUUCGUCUUGAACCUUCCUGAAAUAAACUCAAUUCUGUGGA
This is a messenger RNA of Trichomycterus rosablanca, 1340 nucleotides long. It is a transcript of the gene sdhdb, whose product is annotated as succinate dehydrogenase complex, subunit D, integral membrane protein b. NCBI's taxonomy places the organism in Eukaryota, Metazoa, Chordata, Actinopteri, Siluriformes, Trichomycteridae. The record is from RefSeq and is a predicted model, not a curated record. Bases 38 to 514 code for a protein of 158 amino acids. Gene Ontology annotation, cellular component: mitochondrial envelope; membrane. Gene Ontology annotation, molecular function: ubiquinone binding; succinate dehydrogenase (quinone) activity; heme binding. The transcript has 4 exons. Gene Ontology annotation, biological process: tricarboxylic acid cycle; mitochondrial electron transport, succinate to ubiquinone.